Molecule: messenger RNA, 2758 nt
Organism: Paralichthys olivaceus (Japanese flounder)
Lineage: Eukaryota; Metazoa; Chordata; Actinopteri; Pleuronectiformes; Paralichthyidae
Gene: nkain1
Product: sodium/potassium transporting ATPase interacting 1
Biological process (GO): regulation of sodium ion transport
Source: RefSeq, a predicted model, not a curated record
GCCCCCACCCCCUGUCUCUCUCUCUCUCUCCCCCUCUCCCUCUGCCUCUCUCCCCCCGGCUCCUCCUGCUCCCGCCCCGGCACCGAUUGUUGACAAAAGACGCUGCUAGACGGAGAGAAGGAGCCCAGCGCCCCGGUACCGGUGUGGCCGAGGUGAUUCGGUUGUCGGUGGUGGUCGGACCGCAGCGGGCCGGCGUGAAGUCCCCCCCCCCCAAGACACAUUCAUCACCCCUCCUCCCCGGUCCUCCUGAAAAACACCAACGACUGGUAUUUACCGACAAAACCAGCGGCCAGCAUGGGUCACUCACUGUGAGGGAGGAGGAGGAGGAGCAGGAGGCAGCGGCCUUGGGCAGGUCUAUCCAGCCGGGAAUGGUGUGAGCUGAGACGGCCAGGCAGUCUGGAUCUGACCGGGGACCCGUCAUUCCCCCGGAGCCUCCGCGGCUCCAAGCCGCGUCCUGAGCCCUCCAAGAUGGGGAAGUGCGACGGCAGAUGCACGCUGCUGGUGAUAUGUUCACUACAACUGGUGGCUGCCCUUCAGAGGCAGGUGUUUGAUUUUCUGGGUUACCAGUGGGCUCCCAUCCUGGCCAACUUCCUACACAUAAUGGCCAUCAUCCUGGGCAUGUUCGGCACCGUGCAGUUUCGCUUCAGAUACCUCAUCUUUUAUGCAGUAUGGCUGGUCCUCUGGGUGGGCUGGAACUCCUUCAUCAUCUGUUUCUACCUGGAGGUCGGAAAUCUGUCUCAGGACAGGGACUUUCUCAUGACGUUCAACACGUCUCUCCAUCGUUCGUGGUGGAUGGAGCAUGGUCCCGGUUGCCUGGUAACGCCAGUGCUGGACUCUCGCAUGGCCCCAGAUGACCACCAUGUCAUCACCGUUUCCGGGUGUCUCCUUGACUACCAGUACAUCGAGGUGUUGAGUUCUGCCAUCCAGAUCUUGUUGGCUCUCUUUGGCUUCGUGUACGCCUGCUACGUGAGCAAAGUCUUCCAGGAUGACGAGGACAGCUUUGAUUUCAUUGGUGGCUUUGACUCUUACGGAUACCAGCCUCCUCAGAAGUCCUCUCAUCUGCAACUGCAGCCUCUGUACACGGCUGGUUAAUCAUCGGUAGCGCCCCCCUCAGGCCAAAACCCUGACGGCGUCACUGUGGAUGGGAAGUGGCAGUGGCCCUGAUUACACUCACUCUGUGUGUCACAGUUAACCUGAGCAAUGGACUUAACCCCACCCAGAGGGAGAGACGUCGUAUGCAUGUGUGCGUGUGUGCUUGUGUCUGAAAUGGAGAACUACAGCCCUGAUUAGAAUGUACAGAGCUCAGGGAAGAACCAGCACGCCAGGUGGUCUGAUAAGAUGAAUGGAAAGCAGGAGGCGGAGGAGGGGGGGUACAGAAAACAAGAGCUGGGGACACCUCUGUCAAAUCACCGAGGACACGCAUCACUAAACUGCCAGCUCUCAACACUCCCACAAGUGUGUGCGUGUGUGUGCGCGUGUGUGCGCGUUUGUGUGUGUAUGUGUCUGUGUGUGUGUGUGUGUGUCUGUGUAACUCCACAGGACUAGCAGAUGCUUUGUGGUUGCACCCUGGACUCUUACCACUCAGUGCCGUUGUGAAUUUUUUUGGGGGGAGUUUUUGUGUGGGACUGUGUGUGUGACUGUGUGUGUGACUGUGUGUGUGGGUGGGGACGUAGGUGGGGUCACAUAAUAAAAAGAGGCACAGCUUGUACCUGUUGUCGUUUUAGAAUGUGGUGAUGUCAAAUUAGAGCAGUCUUUAUGAGUCCCGCUCCCAAAGCCAUCUUCCCUCACUCACCUGCCGUUAAAAACCCCUGGUUGACAUUUUAGACUUUUACGUUACAGGUCAGGGCCGUAGUGGUCAUAAAGCAGAGCUGCUGGAGUGGAGGAGGUGAACUGCCUGAAGGAUCAUGCUGUUGUCACUUAAGGAAUUUUAUUAUUGUGAAAAAACAACCAGUGAAAAGAACAAAUUCAACAGCUUGUUAUGUGUCUCUUCCACUAAACCCAUUUUCUCCUGAGGGUCUUAAACUCUAAAAAUAGUCAUGGAAUAUAAUUUUCAAAAACAACCUAAAUCAUUUAGACUCUAGUUUUAAGCAAAGCCCUGUUUGAAGGAUUCAUUCACUGCUGGUUUUGGUAUUUUUACUGGAUUUGUUGCGUUUCGCGUUCCGUUUCAUCUCUGGCGAAAGUACAGAUAUAAAGUCAAAUGUCCAGUUCAUGGAAAUUUAGUUUUCAGGAGAUUAAAUUCAGCCCGCUGCACCUGUGAGGCUUUCGACCUAAAGCGUUGCAGAUGGCUUUGGGAUCAGGCAUUAGUGUGUCUAUGGGGGGAGGGGGAUACUGUGCAUGUAAAUAACCAGCCAAUGAUUGUUUUGUUGGUUUAAUUUAGAAAAAAGGGGGGGUGGAUGGGGGGGGGGGUACAUUAGCAAGGGGUUGGGACUGGGGGAGAGGGGUGCACAUCUCAAAGUUUUCCUUCAUACCUGCUUCUCUCGUCCUCUCACUGCCCAUCUGCAGCUUAGCCCUCCAUCGUCUUAUACACAUACCACACACUAUACGUUCUACCCCUGCAGCUCAGUCACUGGAGCAAUAAUGGCGACAAAUAGUCAAGGAAAAUAUGUCACGAUGACGCACGUCCACCUGCUUCCCCCGAGUAGUUUUUGUACCUGGGAUGGGAGAGAGGACGGGGGGAGGAGAAGCAGGUAUGAGGUGAAGACCUUAUUGGGUGUAAGGUGAAGUUUGAAAUAAUAAAAAAUACACUUUCUACAUUAAA